This is a messenger RNA of Centropristis striata (black sea bass), 1566 nucleotides long. Its product is annotated as complement decay-accelerating factor. Bases 173 to 1222 code for a protein of 349 amino acids. The transcript is spliced from 13 exons. Lineage: Eukaryota; Metazoa; Chordata; Actinopteri; Perciformes; Serranidae. The record is from RefSeq and is a predicted model, not a curated record.
UGAUUUGCAGUAAACUUGACUUCAGACAACAUGGAUAGUAGUUGUGCGUCCAGGGGGAGGAUCACUGUGGACCGGCAGCGGAGCGGCUCGCGUCUCACCGCCUCUCUGGAGAACCUGGACUAAAGGGGACAGAACCUGGAUCCGGAUCUUUAGCGUCCCUCUGCAGCCCGGCAUGGAAGUUUUCCUGGACACGUGUGGACGGCGAAGAGUCAAGUCUCUGUUCUUACUUUACCUCUUCGUCGUGAAGGCAGCAGCUGACUGUCCUAAACCUCAGGGAAAGGUGAAUAUCGUCCUAACUGACGAAGCUCUUCUAAAGAAUGAUUUUCCAAAAGGUUCUGAAGUCACUUUGGAGUGUGCUAAUGGAUAUGUUAAAGAAAGUGGCUCUGGAGUUAUGAGCUGCAUUGAUGACAAAUGGGGCGAACCAGAUCUCAUCUGCCAAAAAAAGGACUGUGGUCCCCCUAAACCUCAGCCCAAUAUGAACUUUAACACCAGCGCUGGUACACGGUUUGGUGAUACUAUAAGAGUCACUUGUAAUAAAGGCUACAGACUCAGUGGAUCAAGCUACAAACAGUGCUAUGCAUCAGGGUGGACUGGAAGACCCAAGUGUCAAAUUGUAACAUGUCGUAAACCUGAUGAAGUGGCCAAUGGCAGACACUCAUGGGUUUCACAAGAAGUCCCAAAAUAUGGAGAAAGCAUCCAGUUCUUCUGUAACGAAGGAUACACCCUCGUUGGGAAAGACAGCAUUCUGUGCAGGGAAACUGGUGAAUACGACUCCCAGCUUCCUGCGUGUGAAGGUGCAAUAACAGAAGAUGCAUUUACAACAAAAACAGUUGCACCAACAUCUACACCUCCAGCACAAGAAGCAUCUACUGCUACAGAUUCUCCAACCACACCCUCACCUCACAGAGAUAAAUCUGUCACAACCAGUGCAACACCUACAGUCUCACCUUCAGUACGAGGUGGCAGUUUGACAGCUGAGGGUAAAGCUACUACACCCAGUGUAACGUCAGUGACUUCGUCUUCAUUUCAAGGAAAGCACGAUGAGACUGUAGAUACUAACAAGGAUAUUGGAUACAUGCCAGUUAUAGUCAGUGUGAUAUGCGUUGUAUUAGCUGUCUGUAUAAUAGCAAUCUUUAUACACAAGUAUCUUCUGAAGAGAAAAGGCUCAUAUGACACCAGAGAAGACCUGAAGCCGGAGUUAUUACAGUUCCAAAAUCUUUAGAUUGCCUGCCUGACUAAAGCGUUGCGAAUGGAACGUAUAUCUAAAAAGCAUCUGAGGCCCAGCAGGGACGUGCCAAAAGCUGUAGCAGUGCCUCUCUGAGUCCACGAGGAAGAAACACAGCUCACUUCAACACUUUAUUGCACUUCAAAUGGCAGAUUAUCAAAUCUGUAAAAGUUUCAUAAUUUAAAUCAGCAUCCACUGAAGAAAAAGCACUUUUUUGAUGAUUUUUUUUUUUUUACUGCCACAUUAUUUUAACUGUUGUAAAUAUUUCAUGCCACUAUAGUAUUGCUAUUUUGUACAUUAUUUAUGUUAUAAACUGGAAUAAACUCUUUAACAUUGCCUCA